Seriola aureovittata is the source of this 1899-nucleotide messenger RNA. It is a transcript of the gene stoml3a, whose product is annotated as stomatin (EPB72)-like 3a. Lineage: Eukaryota; Metazoa; Chordata; Actinopteri; Carangiformes; Carangidae. The transcript has 7 exons. The record is from RefSeq and is a predicted model, not a curated record. Gene Ontology annotation, cellular component: plasma membrane. The coding region runs from base 289 to 1158 and encodes 289 amino acids.
UCCUGGAUGUGGAUGGUAGAGUAUAAUGGAAAAACUAUAAGCUUUCCAGUAGAAGAGUCACAUAGAGACUGGUUCAGCUCUGUGGUUCAUGUUACCUGUUGGCACCUGCACGCAGCGUUCAGAAGUCAUACAACAUGGAGUAUGAGUUGAUGUGCGUGUCUCUGGCUCAUGGAAAGCAACAGGUGAUGAGGGAAAGGGGACAGACCACACCCUGCAGGGAGUAGAGAUAGGUAAACAAGAGCAGCUCUGGUUCCCUCGCUUCAUCACACAGACAACAUACGUUCACUAAUGAUCUCAACAACUUCCAGCACAGCAGAGAUGGUUACACAAGGUAAACUGCAGAUCAACACUGUGGAACAUGUCGAAGACAAAAACUCAGGGAGACUGGGAUGUUUCGGUUGGCUGUUGGUCCUCGCAUCCCUCCUCUUUAUAAUAGCAACCUUCCCGCUUGCAAUAUUUAUGUGUGUGAAGAUCGUGAAUGAAUACGAGCGAGCCGUCAUUUUCAGACUCGGCCGGAUCACAGACAGGAAGCCUAAAGGGCCAGGACUUUUCUUUGUUCUGCCCUGCACUGAUAACUUUGUGAAAGUGGAUCUGAGAACUGUGUCCUUUGACAUUCCUCCACAAGAGAUCCUCACCAAAGACUCAGUGACAGUGUCUGUGGAUGGCGUGGUGUACUUUCGCAUACACUGCCCGAUCUCAUCUGUGGCCAAUGUCUCCAGCGCACACUCGUCUACUCGCCUGCUGGCUCAAACCACCCUGAGGAAUGUGCUCGGUACCAAGAACCUUGCAGAGCUGUUGUCUGACAGAGAGGGCAUCUCAGUCAGCAUGCAGGAAGCUCUGGAUGAAGCCACUGAUCCGUGGGGUAUUAAGGUGGAGCGUGUGGAGAUCAAGGAUGUGAAGUUGCCUCAGCAGCUGCAGAGAGCCAUGGCAGCGGAGGCAGAAGCCAGCCGGGAGGCCAGAGCCAAGAUCAUUGCUGCAGAGGGAGAGAUGAAGGCCUCCCGGGCUCUGAAAGAAGCCUCUCUGGUGAUCGCUGAGUCGCCCUCUGGCCUCCAGCUGCGAUACCUGCAGACGCUCAACACCAUCGCAGCAGAGAAGAACUCAACCAUCAUCUUCCCUCUGCCCAUAGAUAUGAUGCAGAAUUUCAUGCAGAGGAAGUGAUGAAUCUCAGAGCCAGCAAGUCCUAUAAGAGCUUAAUUGAGGCAGAUUCGUACUAUUGUUGUUAUAUAUUAUUACAGUUACAAGCCUCUGUGGUAUCUCUUUUAGAUGUGGUCCAAGAGCACUCUGCUCACUUCUCAAAGGACCAGUGUGUCGGAUUAAGUGUCAUCUGAAUAACCCUUACCCCUCCCUUUCCAAGUGUAUAGGAGAAGUAUGGUGGCCUUUAGCUAACAGGGAAAAAGGUGUUUGGCUUGUCCAUUCUGGGCUUCUGUAGAAACAUGGUGAUGUAACAUGGCAGGCACCGUGAAAGAAGACCCACUCUGUGUGUAAAUAAGCUAAUGAAAACACAACAAUUAUUAGCUUCAGGUGAUUAUACACCAAUGAAAUCAUAAUUAUGAAUAUUAUAAUCCAUUUAUGCCACUAGAUCCCCUGGAAUCCUAAACACUGGUCCUAAUUAUAUAAGAGCUCUGUGUCAUAAUUAUAUAUUUAAAGAUAUAUCCACUCCAAAUCUCACUUUUGUACACUUAUUUUCUUAUUGUGAUUUAAUACUUAAAUACAAAGUGCAACAUAUACAGUAUAGAUGUUAGUGUCUCAUCACUGACCACAAUAAUUUAACCAGCUAAGCUACAGUUGCAGUUCUGGGGGAGGACAAAUAAAUAAAUAAAUAUAUGAAAUGCACAAGAAAUGUCAAACAAAAAAAUAAUGCACAACAACCUUAUAAAGACAUGCUUUCAUAUAAACUUA